This is a messenger RNA of Eruca vesicaria subsp. sativa (arugula), 1071 nucleotides long. NCBI's taxonomy places the organism in Eukaryota, Viridiplantae, Streptophyta, Magnoliopsida, Brassicales, Brassicaceae. The record is from the annotation of a GenBank genome assembly.
AUGGUUUCAUCAUCUGAGCUCUAUGAUCUACGAACGUCGAUGGGUUUGAGAGAAAACAUGCUCUAUAUAUGUCUACGCACCCCUCCUGACCCAACUCCACGCUGGUUCGUCCACACAUCAACAACGAGACUAGUCCAAAUCCCCUUGCUACUCUAUAUGCCUUGGCAAAAAUCCUCUGUAGUGUCUCUGAAUCAUGGAAUCUAUGUAAUCGGUGGGACCGUGAACGGCAAGGCUACCUCUGGUGUUUUUCUUCUUGAUUGUCGGACUAACAAGUGGAGCCACGUCCCCUCGAUGCGUGUGGCUCGCGCCUCGGCUAUUACGGGGGUUGUAAACGGGAAGAUUUACGUGGUGGGAGGAUGCCAACACAAGUAUUCAUCUGAGGACUGGGGAGAGGUGUUUGACCCAAAGACGCAAACGUGGGAAGCCCUAAUGCCUCCCCCUGAGGAGGAUAUAAAUUUGAUCGGCGCGGGGUUUGGUUCGAACAGGGACUGCAUGGUGAUGGAUGGAAAAAUUUACGCAGCCACAAACCUUUGGGAAACUAUCUACUACUCGCCGAGUAAUGAUAAGCGGGAACAAGGGAGGAGGUGGGAUACGGGUGGGGGAGUAAGACGGGGUUGGUGUUUGGUAGGUAAAGUGUUGUACUCUUGUCAUGUAAGUGGGACAAUACUGUGGUCUGAAGCAAAGGAGUUGGAAAAGGAGGGUAUUAGUGAACCGUCAAUCAACUGGAAGGAGGUGAAAGGUUUGGAGUCUCUUCAAAACCAACUAUCUUCUUCCAGAAUGGUCCACCAUGAGCCGGGAUUGUUCGAUUCCUCCACCGUUGGUUUCAGCAAUGAAUUUGAACACCGGCUCCCCGGGUUCAAACUGUGCAAGUUUGGCAGCAACGUUGUGGUCUACUGGGACGUGCUUGUUGGGGGUCUUGAGAGUUUGGAGAUUUGGUGUGCUGAGAUUUGCUUGGAAGGAGGAGACGACGAGGAAAUAUGGGGUACAAUUCUUUGUUCCAAUGUUGUUAUGAUGAUUGAUCCUCUUUUAUAUCGUUUUAAGGCAUUACAUUCUCUAUCUGUAAAGGUUUGA